CAGCCGGGAGGUCCGGGCUCCCGUCUGUCAUGAGGUUGCAGUCAUCUGCUGCUUGACUGGGGAGGAUUCGCCCCCCAGCUCACUCUCAGGGUUGCAGCGAGACCUCGGUUCCUUCCCACGUGGACUUGGCCAUCAGCUGCCUGAGUGUGCUCACAAGACGGCAGCGAGCCAUCCCAGAGAGAGAGAGAUUGAGACCACAGUAGAAGCAGUGCGUUCUGCCUCGUCUCAGGGAUGGUCGCGGGGACGAACGCUGAAACCCUGUGGCGGGGGACUGGACACGGGGGGAGUCCCAGGAGCUGGGAGGCAGUAGGGCCUGUGGAGGCUGGCCGCCACACCUGUUCCGAGAGGGGCUUUCAAGGAAGGAACGCAGUGAAGUCGUUAGGAAGGGAAUCUGAGGUUUAAAGGGCACAGCCCUGCUCACUUUUUUCUUUUAACCAAGACUCCUUUCCUUUUAACUUUCCCUUCUUUCCACUGCCCCUUAUAGUGCAGAUUAUGAUACACACCGGCCUCUGCCUGCAGCGGCUUCCUCCUCCCAGUAGACGGGGAAUCUCACACAGCUCAAAACCGAAAAAAAGAGGCCAGUAUUAUUAAUAAGGGCUCCCAGACUUGCUGUCUCGUUUCGUUUAAACCUGAGGCAUGUGGGUGCUGCUUCUUUCCUGGGUGGAUAUAAAUACAGAGCUUGGUUAUUAUUGGAACCAUUCUAGAAGAGAGAAAAUUGCCAGGAACCUGGGUGGCUUAGGGAACUGAAUUUUCUGGUUGCUGCGGUUUCCAAGGGAGCUCUUCCAGAUCCGUUUGCCAGUUAAGUGUCCCGUGGAGACGAUCUUCUGCCUUCCGGAGCUUAACUGACUCGCCCUGGGAUGGCUUAGCUGGCAGGUCCCGGCAGCGGCCCAGGGCAGAGAGUGUGUGUCAUCGAUGAGAUUGGGAAAAUGGAGCUCUUCAGUCAGCCUUUCAUCCAGGCUGUCCGCCAGACGCUGUCCACGCCGGGGACCGUCGUCCUGGGCACAAUCCCGGUGCCUAAAGGGAAGCCGCUGGCCCUCGUGGAAGAGAUAAGAAACAGGAACGACGUUCAGGUGUUCAGUAUGCUGUCUUGCGCCGUGCCACCCUUCUGUCGGCGAGAGCCGCGUCUCCGCCGGGCUCUGCCCAUACCUGCUCUCCCCACCCCCACCCCCCGUUUCAACCCAGGCCCUGCGAGGGCCCCGGAACAAGGAGGCUGGCAGGGCCGCCCCACCAGCCAGAACGGGAGGCAAGCUCCGGCUGCCAGGUACCACGAGCGCCGGAUGUCGCUGGCUGCCGUGCCUCCGCCGUGGCCCGCCGGUCCUAGCGGGCCGUCCGCGUGCCGUCACCACAGUCUCCAGGGGUACUGUGGGGGCAGGAGACACAUGUCAGGGUCAGAGCAGCCAGACUUGGAAAACUUGGUGCAGUCCUUGCUCCUUUCCUUCAUUUAGUAAGUGUCGACCGGGUUCCACUGUGAGCGAGGUUGCGAUGCUGAACAAGACCACGUCCCCGCCCCCCGGAGUGGACUUGCUGAGGGGGGGGGCCGGACCGCAGCAGCGCGGGCACACAGCUCAGCCAUGCGGAUGUUGCUAAGUGUGGAGAAGAUAGGCAGGUUGGCGCGGUCGUUGGGCUGGAGGUGGCUGGGGAGACGGGUCCAGCCAGGGAGCCUCUCGGAGGAGCUCACGGGUGAGCGGGCGGCCCCGAGAGGCCACGUGCUCGGCGACAUCUGUGAAGUUGGGGCCCUCGUCUUCAGUUUCGUGCUGUUCUUUUUCUCUGUCUCUUACUUUACGUGGCCUCCAAGUGAGUUCGUGGUUGUGUUUCUAAAGUUCCUGUGGAAAUAGAGGCAGUGAACAGUGAGAGAUGACGAAAGACGAGUGGUUCUCAGGCCAGGCGGCUUCCAGGCGGGAGGUGGGGAGUGGCAGGUCCAGAGACUGGCCGUCUGCAGACCAGCACGGUCUACGAGCCGUGAGUGGGAUCAGGGGAGUUGGCCCUGAUGUCCAGAGGAGAACAUCGUGUCUUAAAAUAAUACCACAUCUUCUCCUCUAAAACUGGAAAUUAUUCUCUGGGCAAAGUGAUCAUUGCUCCUAAUGAUGUGAAAAUAAAAUGAUUGGCUUUUGGUUAA
Molecule: messenger RNA, 2116 nt
Organism: Neofelis nebulosa (Clouded leopard)
Lineage: Eukaryota; Metazoa; Chordata; Mammalia; Carnivora; Felidae
Gene: NTPCR
Product: nucleoside-triphosphatase, cancer-related
Exons: 3
Coding region: 927-1445 (172 amino acids)
Molecular function (GO): ribonucleoside triphosphate phosphatase activity
Source: RefSeq, a predicted model, not a curated record